Messenger RNA from Pyricularia grisea, 1670 nucleotides. RefSeq lists its product as uncharacterized. The transcript is spliced from 3 exons. Gene Ontology annotation, biological process: positive regulation of DNA-templated transcription, elongation; mRNA export from nucleus. Gene Ontology annotation, molecular function: mRNA binding. Bases 413 to 1051 code for a protein of 212 amino acids. Gene Ontology annotation, cellular component: THO complex part of transcription export complex. Lineage: Eukaryota; Fungi; Ascomycota; Sordariomycetes; Magnaporthales; Pyriculariaceae. The record is from RefSeq and is a predicted model, not a curated record.
UGUCAAGCCAAUUAACGCCUAAUUGUUCAAAGUCCUUUCGGGUGGACCGGAUGUGGCGACAUUGACCGCGAGCUGAAAGUGGACGGGACGGUACUUUGAAGGCCUGUGCGCUUAUCGCUUCUCUUAUCGGAAGACACUCGUCUUGUCUCUGGCUGCAGAGACGCGCUCAACGCGCUUGGGUAGCACUCGCAAGGCUGAAAGGAGCUGCAUAGGAUCUCAUUUGAUAUUUCUGGGAAAGCACAGCACAGAUCUUCCUCAAGCAGCAAACAUCUGAAACUGCAGAAUCUGAUCCAUCUACGCCGAGCCGCACCAGCAAAAACCCACAUCCUGCGUUGCCUCACCUCAUCUUCCCAAACCCAUCUCCUACCUUGGACGCCGAAACAACCUUACGAGCCCCGAGGCUGUCGUGGCGAUGGACGACAUAGUGACGGAUCCAAACCUGCGCUCCGUCUUGCAGAUCUCUCAGGAUGCGCGCGACCAGGCCCUUGCCCUCGUCGAUCUCAUCGCCCAGCAGCAGCAACAACAAAACGGUGCCGACGACGAUGGCGCAGCACAUGCCGCGCUGGCCAAGCUGCAAAAGCAGCUGAUGACGAACUUGUCGCACUUGCGUGGUUUGCACCGUGCCGCCUUUAUUGCGGCCCGCGACACCAAGGCGAUGACAGCCGAGAAGCGGCAGGAGGUUGACACGCUGCACCUGCAGCUGCAGAACUUAUACUACGAGCAGAGGCAUCUCGAGGGGGAGAUUGCGGCUUGCGAGGGCUACGAUCACAAGUAUCGCGAGCUCCCCCUCAUACCAGUUGAGGAGUUUUUAGCAUUGAAACCAGAACUGGCAGACCGUGACGAGAACGAACUCAUGGUCGCGAGGAUAGAACAUGAACGUUCAGAGCGACAGGAGAUGGAGAACCAGAGACAGGACAUGCUCAAGCGCAAGGCCACGCUCAUCGCAGAGAACAAGAAAAGCAAGGAGAAACUGGCCAACCUAGACCAAGAACUGGAGAAGUUCAUUGAUGCUGCUAAACCUAUCGAGAAGAUCUUUGAGAAUGUCAAUUGAUCUAUCGAAGGUGCGCAUCUUACUGAUUUCACUCUUUAAGCUGGCACUCACGCACUUCGAUUUUUCUACGGUGUGCGCCAGCGAGCGAGUGUGACACCUCGUUGUAUGUAAGAGCUUACGAGACCAGUGAUACCCCGAAAAACGUGAUUCCACCGAGGCUGUCCCGGCUGGAUUCAAUAGCGGAUCAGGCUAGGACAAGGCCGAAAUCCAUCACAAGGCCGCUCUGCAGCUACGGAGCCGUGAAAAUUUCGACGGCCCCGUACGCGAUCGAAACACAUCCAACUACCUAUAAGCAAGACGUUGUGGUUGGCUUUAACCAACGUGAAAAUGGUGGCGAGCGGUGGCUGGGCGAUAUAUCACGCAUUGGGACCAACCAACCAGUCAAUGACGUUCAUGCACGCCCUCUUCCCGGCCUUGUGGGCUUGUGGAAAUACUAUGGAGAUGAUGGUUCCCUUAUCGGUUAGUGCUCUCACCGCCGGCAUAGGUCCUUCUUUGUUAAGGUCGCAGUAGUACCGGGGCCAUGCGGAUGUACGGGCGGUCAAUGACAUGCGCAUCGUAGCAACAAUUGCCGGAGAUAGUCGAGUCGUUCUACCGUAGUUUACAGAACGGGUUCUUAUGA